Molecule: messenger RNA, 573 nt
Organism: Penaeus monodon (black tiger shrimp)
Lineage: Eukaryota; Metazoa; Arthropoda; Malacostraca; Decapoda; Penaeidae
Product: smad nuclear-interacting protein 1-like
Exons: 3
Biological process (GO): miRNA processing
Cellular component (GO): nucleus
Molecular function (GO): mRNA binding; protein binding
Source: RefSeq, a predicted model, not a curated record
UUUUUUUGCACACAAAGGCAGGUGAAGAGCAGGUGGGAUGAUGAUGACGAGCCACAGUACGACCCCAACAAAAGAAUCAAAGCAGAGCCAGACCGAGAGGAAGGGAGCAGUAGCAGAGAACACGACAGCAGGAGAGUUGGAGAAGACCAAGGAGGGAGAAGGGAUCGCCGAGAAGGACCAAGGGAGAUCCAGUCGGAGAAUGGGAGAUCUAGAGGCAGUGUUGAGGAAGCGAGAACAGUGGUGAAGGAGAACGUGGAAGACAAUGUCAAGGAGGAGGAGCUGCAGAAGCCAAAUAUGGGACUCUCAGGAAAACUGACCGAGGACACAAAUACCUACAAUGGGGUUGUGAUCAAGUAUUCGCAACCCCCCGAGGCGAGAAAACCCAAGAGAAGAUGGAGAUGGUACAUAUUCAAAGGUGAUGAAGACCUGCCGUUCUUGCCACUCCACCGACAGAGUGCCUACCUCAUCGGCAGAGAUCGCAAAGUGGCAGACAUCCCAACAGACCACCCGUCCUGCUCCAAACAACAUGCGUCCUCCAGUACCGACUCGUGACCUACAACCGAGAAGAUGGGA